This is a messenger RNA of Capsaspora owczarzaki ATCC 30864, 1498 nucleotides long. RefSeq lists its product as hypothetical. Gene Ontology annotation, cellular component: actin filament; plasma membrane; cytoplasm. The transcript has 12 exons. NCBI's taxonomy places the organism in Eukaryota, Filasterea, Ministeriida, Capsasporidae. Gene Ontology annotation, molecular function: actin filament binding. Gene Ontology annotation, biological process: actin filament polymerization. The record is from RefSeq and is a predicted model, not a curated record. Bases 89 to 1342 code for a protein of 417 amino acids.
UUUUUAUUUUUUUUCUAUUUUUUUCCUUUUUUUUCUAUUUUAUUAUUAUUCUUUUAUUGUCUUGUUGAUUCAACAUUGUUCAAUCAUCAUGUCGUCCAACCUGUUCGAGUCGGCCUUCUGGGACACGGACAUCAUCUCGACAGCCGGCUUCGACGUGCUGUGCAAACGCCUGCGAGAAGGCAAGGGCUCUGUCCACAACUACGCCGAAUUCGCUCGUCAGCGUGCUGCCAUUGAGGAGGUUUAUGCCAAAUCGCUCAUCAAACUGGCGCGAUCCAUGGUCAGCAAGAACGAGCUCGGCACGUUGCGGCGGUCUUGGGAUGUUCUGCGCACGGAAACUGAGAAUGCUGGAUAUCUUCACAUCAAAGCUGCCGCUCAAAUCUCGAACGAGAUCGAAAAGACGACUCGCGACUUCAAACUCAGUCAAAAGACGGCGCGAAAGAAGACUGAGGAACUUGUGAAGAAUCGGCACGCAACCAAACUCUCAGCGUUCGAGCACAUGCAGAAGUCUCGGAAGACGUACGAGACCAAGUGCAGGGAAUUUGAUACCGCCGAGAAGGAGUUUAAAACCGCGCCCACCAGCAAGGACGUUGACAAGCUGAAAGCAAAGAUGAAAAGGUCGCAAGAAGCUAGCGAAGCGGCGGAUGUAGCCUAUCAGCUGUCCUUGACUCAGCUUGAAGAAAGUCGACGCCAGUGGGAAGGCGAAAUGGAAACAUGCUGCAAGCACUUUUACGAUUUGGAAAAGGAGCGCAUUUUGUACCUUCGCCAGUCAAUGUGGGCGUUUGCGAACAUUAUGUCCUCCCUGGCUGUUCAGGACGACGAGCUUCAAGAAAAAGUGCGCUGCAGUUUGGAAGAGUGCGACUGGGGCAAGGAUUUGGAAGAGUUUGUUCGAACUCGCCGAGUGGGUUCACAGCGCCCAGCCAUGAUCGGCUACAUUAACUUUUACACGGGACCCCGAGCACUGCCUGCAGCUGCCGUUCACUCGGCAAACCUAAACUCGGGUCUUUCUCCGGAUUAUCUACCAACAUUGCAACGAUCCACGAAGCCAACUUCGACCCUGUUGCAACAACUGCAUCAACAAGCACAGCCGCAUCAACAAGCGCAGCCGCCGCCGCCUCCGCAGUCGCGAAUGGUGUCGCUUGACUUUAUUGUCGUGGCUCGCUACACUUACCAAGCGCAGGGCGAUCAAGAGCUGUCGUUCAAUGAAGGCGACUUUAUUCGUGUGCUAGACAACGAUGCGAACGACUGGCGGCGAGGAGAGCUCCUGACACAAGAUUUGACGUCUUUCGAUCCGCCGAUCAAAGGCAUGUUCCCAGCUCAGUACACGACUCGAUACUCGACGUAAGAUGUGGAUGGUGCUCCGUCGGUCGCCUCCCAAUACUUGCGUGUUUCGUGGCUGUUGUUUUUGUGUGUGCAUGAUCUCUGUUGUACUUGCGUGCUGUGUAUUUCCGUGCUGUUGUGUGUUUUUGUGCGUAUUCAAUCAUACUGUACCUUUUUCCCC